This is a messenger RNA of Haemonchus placei, 207 nucleotides long. The record is from the annotation of a GenBank genome assembly. Lineage: Eukaryota; Metazoa; Nematoda; Chromadorea; Rhabditida; Trichostrongylidae.
AUGGGGAUCCAUCAGAUUUUAGAAAUAGAUCCGGAUUACUGUUCUAUUUCAGGUCCUUCGACCAUGUUUUACUACUUCGAGUGCUGCUCGGGUGAAUGUUGUAUCCGCAUUCAACCGAUUCCUUCAUUCCUCUUAACGGCAUUAGCCAUUUUUCUCGCUUUUGUUUGUUGUUUGUCGUGUUGUUGUUAUUGCUGUUGUAGAAAUUGA